Maylandia zebra (zebra mbuna) is the source of this 2757-nucleotide messenger RNA. RefSeq names its product TRPM8 channel-associated factor homolog. The record is from RefSeq and is a predicted model, not a curated record. Gene Ontology annotation, biological process: positive regulation of protein targeting to membrane. Gene Ontology annotation, cellular component: plasma membrane. Gene Ontology annotation, molecular function: transmembrane transporter binding. Lineage: Eukaryota; Metazoa; Chordata; Actinopteri; Cichliformes; Cichlidae.
AUGUCAUCUAACCAAUCAUUCAAAAGCCAACAUGAAGAGGCCUACGCCUCUCUGAUGAGAGGCCUGAAGGAGCUGGACCUACAGGGACCCUGUGUUCCCAGUGACCUGGUCCUGAUCGGAGACCAUGCUUUUCCUUUAGCAAUGAACAGCCGAGGUCAGGUCCUGAUGGCUGCUUCUCUGUACGGCAGUGGAAGGAUUGUGGUCCUGGGUCAUGAGGGCUACUUGACAGCCUUUCCUGCUCUGGUAGAAAAUGCUGUGACCUGGCUGAGAGGUGAUGGAUCUGAUAACCUCUCAGUAGGGGUGCAGAGAAAUGUCAGUGCUGUUGCUGAUAACCUCCAAAAACCCAGCUUCCAAGUAGAAGUUGUGGGAGCUUUCAGUGACAACCUGGGAGUUGGCGUUUAUGUGACCGAUGCCUACAGCGUGGGCUCAGACCCAACAGAGCUGGUGGCGUUUCUGAAAGCUGGAGGAGGGGUGCUGAUAGCUGGGCAGGCGUGGAGUUGGGCUGCAAAUCAUCCCAAAGAGAACACACUGCAUCAGUUUGAAGGGAAUAAAGUGGCAGGGGUGGCAGGAAUCUACUUCACUGAGCGUUGUGGUGAGGUGGAGAACCUGCCCGUCUACCCUCAGAUCCCGUCCUCCUGGAAGUCGUUAGCGACAGGAAAGGACUUCAAGGAUGACUUAGAGUUCUUACUCCAAGGGGUUUCAGAGUUCGACCUACCAUCUGAUUGUGUAUUUUCUGAGGUUCUAGUCCACGGACCGCUAGCAUUUCCCAUCGGAACUACAGAAGAUGGACGUCCAUUCCUGGCAGGAGCCUACUAUGGGCGAGGACGGGUCAUUGUGGUUACACAUGAAGCAUAUCUAGCAGUCAAGAGCAUGGCUCCAUUUUGGAGAAAUGCCAUUCACUGGUUGGAUGAAGGGCGCAGAGGGGUUGUUGGUGUCAUGGUGGAUCCUGCACUCAAAGUUCUGAGUGAGUCUGGGCUGAAGUGCGAGAAGACAAACUUCAGGAAAGACCUCAGCGUGUUUGUGUGUACAGCGUAUAUCACUGAGCAUUUGGAGGAAAUUCAAAACUUUGUGGCAGAGGGAGGAGGCCUGCUGAUUGGAGGACAUGCCUGGUACUGGGCGCAGACAUAUCCUGGGCAAAAUCCACUUACAGAUUUCUCAGGGAACAAGAUCCUGAACCAAAUGGGAUUGAGCCUUUUGGGAGCAAAAAUCCGUGCAGGAACAUACAAAGCCUUUGUACCCAGCUGGCCGAUUAAAGAUACUUACCACUUCCGCCACCUUCUACACCGCUUCGCUGCCCAUGUGACUACAGGUGUAGAACUUAGCAAGCAUGAGGAGGGAUGUCUUAAAAAGCUGGGCAACGACUGUGAUGCUUACUUGCGCACAAAGGCACGUGGCUGCUUCUAUUACACUCAAGUGUUGGCUGCACUCACUGACAUGUUAAAGAGGUCAGGCCUGCCACAGGUGAGUGACAGCUGCCCUGCAAAGACGCCAAAAGACCAUCUACUCCUCAGUUUGGGAUCACCUGUAUAUGAGUUUUGCCUAAAUCCUGAGGCUCUCCUGCCCUACCUCAUCAAGGAUAGGCCACUGAUGCCAGACGUCUAUAACCACAGGCUCAAGAUCGAUGUUACCACAGCAGAUGGGGAAGAGUGGAUCAGCACUGGUCUCUACCUCUCUCCUGGUAUGAGUACCGACAUGGUAAUGCCAGCUGAGACUGUCAACAAGGACUGGACGAUUCAGAUAGGCUGUCAAACUGAUGACCUACACAGAAAGGAUGAGCUGAAGAGACCACCACGUGUUCAUGAGCGAUUUCCUGUUACAUCAGAGAUGCUGCAUGUGUCCAACCUGUGGGGGGGGCUCAUCUACCUGGUGGCCCCACCCAACACACAAGUGAAGGGGUUGGAGAUCAUAGUGCAGAAAGCUGUAACUGUUCCAUAUUACAAGUCUGGUGUGACAACUGCAGCUGAGUGGUCGUUGCUGCGCACGGCUCCUGGGCCCUGGGCAGAGUUGGAGUUUGAAAACAUCGUCCUCACCGUACCAUCAGAUGCUGUUCGGGGUCUGGAGCACCCAGACAAGGUGGCCGCUCUCUGGGAUGAAAUGACGAGGGCCAUUGCAGAUCUGGCUGCCAAACCACACAAAUUUCCUCGCAAGGAGCGCUUUGUGACAGAUGUGCAGAUUUCUGCUGGCUUGAUGCAUUCAGGUUAUCCCAUCAUGGCACACCAUGCCUCAGCUGCUGAAGUAGUUGGUGUUAAAAAAGGUGAACAACUGUGGGGCCCCAUCCAUGAACUUGGACACAACCAACAGAGAAGCUGCUGGGAGUUCCGACCACACACCACAGAGUGUACAUGCAACCUGUGGUCAGUGUAUGUGCAUGAAGAGGUGCUGGGCAUCAACAGAGCACAUGCUCAUGGUAAUUUGACUUUAGCAAACCGAAAGAGUCGAGUAGAGGAGUACAUCAAGGGAGGAAGGAAACUCAGUGACUGGAGUGUGUGGGUUGCCCUGGAAACAUAUCUGCAGCUCCAGGAAAAGUUUGGCUGGGAUGCCUUUAAGAAGGUGUUUGCUGCGUACCACCACAUGAGCAACUUUCCUCAUGACAACGGCACAAAAAUGAACCUGUAUGCUGAGACUUUCUCCCAGACUGUGGGAAUGAACCUGACCGGCUUCUUCAAGGCCUGGGGCUGGCCCAUCAAAACAGCCACUGAGAGGAAACUGUCCCAGCUGCCUUAUUGGAAUGAUCACCCCAUGACCCAGUACAGAUGA